Molecule: messenger RNA, 1006 nt
Organism: Gilbertella persicaria
Lineage: Eukaryota; Fungi; Mucoromycota; Mucoromycetes; Mucorales; Choanephoraceae
Product: Sds3-like-domain-containing protein
Exons: 7
Coding region: 192-866 (224 amino acids)
Biological process (GO): negative regulation of transcription by RNA polymerase II
Cellular component (GO): Sin3-type complex
Molecular function (GO): histone deacetylase binding
Source: RefSeq, a predicted model, not a curated record
AGACCAAUACAGCAUACUAACUACUAUGCAUAUCCAAAUGAAGAUUAUUAUAAACACCAGGAAGAAUAUCCUGUCUAUUACAAAGGCUCUUCUUCUUCUAAACUAAACAAACCUUAUGACUAUAUGAGGCCUCUAGUGCAUGUGUAUCACCAUCCCACACAACUCAAAAAGAGAAUUCACCACCUAAAUACAUGGAAGAAGAGGACUGGUAUGAAACAGGUGAUAAUAAAAAGGCCAAAAAGAGAAAAGAAAUGUCGGCUUAUAUGGAACAAUUGAAUCAAGACUUUUUGCAAAACAUAGAAGGACUGUAUGUGUCCAAAUUGAAUGCAAUCAACAAAGAACUUAAAGAAGCUCAUCAAGAUACACAUACACAUUAUCUAGAUGGUUUAAGAGACUUGGAAUUAAUGAGACAAAAAAUGAUUGAUGAUGGUCAACUAUUUAGAGAAUAUCAAAAACAAGUGACAGAUAAUCAGUUUCGAUUAGAAAUAUACCAAGCAGAAGAAGAAUAUACUGCUGAAACGCAGGAGAUAAGAGAAAAACUAUUUACUGUGCUGGAAGAAAAGAGAAGAAAAUUAAAAGAGGAUAAAGAUAAUUGUGACUUGGCUUAUGGUAUUGAUCUAGUCAUGGAUACGCAAGCCAGAUUACAUAAGCGUAAUUUACGUAAAAGGGGACCUGAGAAUACAGACAGUAAAGCCAACAAAAAGAAGCAUUUAAAUGGUCCUUCACUUCUAUUUAGAUUAAGAGACGAUGAUAUUCUCUCAGACAUGCAAGCCAUGCGUAGCGGAAUUUCACCUUUAUCACCCUCAUCUUCACCACUUGUCGGUUCAUUGAAAAAAUCAGCAUCUUUACAUAAAAAGAAACAAUAAAACUUAUUUCAUCAAACCAAUCAAUGUCAUCCCAAGCGUGGGUUCAACCAAAGUAAAAUCCCUUGAAUAUCGAAUGGGUUGGUGCUGUUCAUAAGGAUUGAGGCAUCCACCAAUUUGCUUGAUAGGGGUAUGUUGAGUAG